GGAAUUUACAUCAGGUUUGUGUAGUUCCACUGUAAAUAGACCAAUAUAUAAAGGGUAUAAAGGGGAAUUAAAUCGGUGAACCAGGAGUCUUUGGCCACCACCGAUAAUCACGCACUCUCACUGGCCAAGCCCAGGUCGUCCUUCAGUCUACUCUCCACCCAGACAAAAGCCAAGCCAGAGCCAGACUUCAAAGUUUGAUACCCAGACAGAGAGAGAGAGAGAGAGAGAGAGAGCAGCGAUGGGGGAUGCAAAGACAGUUCACUCGCCGCUGGUUACAUACUUUUCUAUGAUUUCGUUGCUCACUCUAUGUCCUCCCUUUGUUAUUCUACUAUGGUAUACAAUGGUGCAUGCAGAUGGAUCUGUUUCCCAAACUUUUUAUUACUUAAAGCAGCAUGGUGUGCAGGGGUUUAUUAACAUAUGGCCAAGACCUACUGCCACUGCUUGGAAGAUAAUUGCUUGCUUUGCUGCCUUUGAGGCCGCACUUCAACUUCUUCUACCUGGCAAAAGGGUUGAAGGCCCUAUAUCUCCUGAAGGGAAUCGACCUGUUUACAAGGCAAAUGGAAUGGCAGCAUAUUUUGUGACGUUGGCAACCUAUCUUGCCCUUUGGUGGUUUGGGAUAUUCAACCCAUCAAUCGUAUAUGAUCAUUUGGGAGAAAUAUUUUCUGCACUCAUUUUUGGAAGCUUCAUCUUUUGUAUUUUCUUGUACAUAAAAGGUCACUUGGCACCAUCUUCCACAGAUUCGGGCUCUUCUGGGAACAUUAUAAUUGAUUUUUAUUGGGGUAUGGAGUUGUAUCCUCGAAUUGGGAAAAACUUUGAUAUUAAAGUUUUCACAAAUUGCAGAUUUGGGAUGAUGUCUUGGGCAGUUCUAGCUCUGACCUAUUGCAUAAAGCAGUACGAAGAGAAUGGGAAAGUAGCUGAUUCAAUGCUUGUUAAUACAGCAUUGAUGCUGAUUUAUGUCACUAAGUUCUUUUGGUGGGAAGCUGGAUAUUGGAACACAAUGGAUAUUGCACACGAUCGAGCUGGGUUUUAUAUCUGCUGGGGAUGCUUGGUGUGGGUUCCAUCUGUGUAUACCUCUCCUGGCAUGUACCUGGUCAACCAUCCCAUAAACCUUGGAACUCUGUUAGCACUUUAUAUACUAGUAGCGGGCAUCCUUUGCAUAUACAUCAACUAUGACUGCGAUAGGCAAAGACAAGAAUUUCGCAGAACAAAUGGCAAAAGCACAGUUUGGGGGAAAGCUCCAUCAAAGAUCACUGCCUCCUACACCACAACCUCUGGAGAAACGAAAACCAGCCUUCUUCUAACCUCAGGAUGGUGGGGGUUAUCUCGCCAUUUCCAUUAUGUGCCUGAAAUAUCAGCUGCCUUUUUUUGGACUCUUCCAGCUCUUUUCAAUCAUUUCCUACCCUAUUUCUAUGUGAUCUUCCUUACUAUCCUUCUUUUCGACCGAGCCAAGAGGGAUGAUGACCGAUGCCGAUCCAAGUAUGGAAAAUACUGGAAACUAUAUUGCGAGAAGGUUCCCUACAGGAUCAUUCCGGGAAUUUACUGAGAAAAUAUUUCUAUGAUUUGUGUCACCGCUUGUCUUUGAAUCUUGAGCUUUUUAUAGCUUGUUGGUGGACAAGAGAAUAAUGAUAUGUAUAAUUACUCGUAACUCUUAUUAGAAGUUUUGGUGUGUUAGCAGUGUUAUUCUGUAAGAUAGAUUUGUUUGGUUAAUAUUUUAACUUCAAUUUUCCAUGACCAAAAUUAAAGGAAGAUUUAGUUUGCUUUUGAA
Ziziphus jujuba (common jujube) is the source of this 1765-nucleotide messenger RNA. Its product is annotated as 7-dehydrocholesterol reductase. The transcript is spliced from 13 exons. The coding region runs from base 239 to 1543 and encodes 434 amino acids. Gene Ontology annotation, cellular component: endoplasmic reticulum membrane. NCBI's taxonomy places the organism in Eukaryota, Viridiplantae, Streptophyta, Magnoliopsida, Rosales, Rhamnaceae. Gene Ontology annotation, molecular function: oxidoreductase activity, acting on the CH-CH group of donors, NAD or NADP as acceptor. Gene Ontology annotation, biological process: sterol biosynthetic process; brassinosteroid biosynthetic process. The record is from RefSeq and is a predicted model, not a curated record.